AUGUCGAUCGCCUAUCCAGAGGGAGAAUGCUUCUUCAAGCGCUCCGCAUUGAAGACCUCCACCUAUGAUCCGGACAAACCAGAGCAUUUCUAUGCCCACUUUAUGAUCGAGUAUAUCUGGAACCGGCCAGCCUUUCAUGGCUCCGAUAGCACCACGUCCCAGUAUGAACUCUACUACCAUCCGCGCUCCGCAUACAGAGUGGUGAAGGGGGAAAACUGGAACACCAAUUAUGGAAACUGGGAUCGCAUCUCCAUCUUGUAUGGUAAAAAUCCCCACAGCGAUAAAUACAGAUGUGUGGAGCAUAAUCUCUGUGUUAACGGAAACCGCUUCCGGGAUCAGGAGAAAGGAGGUUCUCUGGAACCGUGGUUUAUGGUGAUGCCGAUGCCAUUGUUCGCCAAGCGAGAGGAGUGGAUACUUAUUGAUCGGACAGCAUGCAUCCGCGCGAUCUACAUCCCAGUCGCGCAGCAGGCCUCGGAGGACUAUCCGGAAGUAUGCACGUUCCUGCAUGUCAAUCUGGCAAUCCAGAGGGAUGUUAGCAUCAUGACCCAUCGUGAGAUAAGAGAUCUCGAUACCUACAAUGAUUAUAUUAUCGUCGAUCGCGCCGAAACAUUCCCCCUGGACUCUACACUUGGCCUCGUCGUGGAUGGAAGGUGGACACUGGCAGUCAGCGUCCGCAAGCUGGUUACUCUGCUCUCGCUCCCGCGUGCACUUCGAGGUCAUAAUUGCUUCUCGUCACACAGCAUCGUGAUGGUUGAUCGGAAAUUGACACCCACCACAGGAGCAGAGGUGAAGAAGUUUUCUGACUCGGCGGAUCUGAGCUGGACCACUGUUGCCGGUGCGAACUACGGUCUGGCUAUUCAAUGGAAGCCUCCGCAGGCAACGACGUGGCUGGUCGGCUUUAUUCAAAACAGUCUGACGAUUGCGGUUGGAUUCAUUCCGGUCAUCGGUCCCCUCGCCGCGGUUUGUUUCCCAUUGGCCUGGACCGCCGUUACUAACCCUGAGAAUUUUGAAAGUACCCUCAAAUGGGUUAUUCCUGUCGCAGACCUGGCGAUGCAUGUUUCUGAGGAAGUCCGUAAAAGUGCUAAAGAGCAGGAGAAGUACUUGCCCACAGGGUGGACUGGUAAUCCCGGCGAGGUCUUCGGGUUCACAUACCGCAAGACCGAGUCUGGAACUCAGCCUGCAACGGAUAAAAAAGCUGCACCAGCAAAGUCCGUGCCUCCAGAGACUAUUAAGAAAUAUGAGGCAAUUCGCAAUUUCAAAUACUGGUCACUCAUGAAACCUGCUUCAGCCCCUGCUCCGCAGCCUGUCAAAGCAAAGGAUGCGCCUCCGAAGGCAAAACAGGUGAAAUCCGUUCCUGAGUUGCCUUUGCAGACUCCCGAAAAGCCAUCCCUUGAUGACUUAAAGCCCAGUCCGUCAUUCCAGUUUGCUUCUCAGGUUCUGUUUGGUUCGGGUGAUAUCUCGGCCACCACGGAAAAUAAUCAGGGUAUUUUUCAGAAAGACUCAGAUGAAUCUGAAGAAGCUUCGGCAAACCUCUAUGACUGGAUGGAUGACUAUCUUCACGAAGAGCUGUCUGGAGAUUAGGGAGCUGAGGGAGCUGAGGACGAGUAGAGUGGUGAAUGACAUGCUAGGAUCCAAAUUAGAUUGUGUUUUUCAUCUGGCUAUUACAAGCAGGAAUUCUCGUGGUUCCAUCUGUCGCUGUUUUGCGUCCUU
Molecule: messenger RNA, 1710 nt
Organism: Aspergillus heteromorphus CBS 117.55
Lineage: Eukaryota; Fungi; Ascomycota; Eurotiomycetes; Eurotiales; Aspergillaceae
Exons: 2
Coding region: 1-1581 (526 amino acids)
Source: RefSeq, a predicted model, not a curated record